AUGAACAAACUGCUCUUCCUCGGCGUGACUUACUUCUGGCCUCCAACACUAGCCAAACUGUCUCUGAUAGUCCUCUACCACCGCCUCAACCCAACCACUGGCUUCCGCGUGGCGCUCUAUGUCAUCGCCUUCGUCAUCACAACCUACACAAUCGCCUUCACCGCCAUCCUCUCCGGGCCCUGCAACCCGCUCGAAGUCGGCAGCAGCACCUGCCUCAACAACGUCGCGCUCGCGCAGGCCGUGCUGAACAUCUCCACCGAUGGGGUGCUGGUCCUCAUGCCUGUGGUGAUGCUGUGGGGCCUGAACAUGCCGCGGAAGCAGAAGGUUGCCGUUGGUUUUGUCCUCGCGCUUGGGUCAGGAGCAGUUAUAGCCUCAUGCGUCCGCAUUGCCUACGUUCGCGCCAUGAUCAACAACCCUGACGUGUUGUACACGCAGGGCUCGGCCGCGGUCUGGUCCGCGGUGGAGAUCAACAUCGGUAUCCUGUGCAACUGCCUCGCGAUGUUGAAGCCCUUCGUGCGGCGCCACCUGCCUUGGCUGGUUAGCCUCGUGGGGUCCGACGGUUCUUCGUCUUCCGAGGAGGGAAAAGCAAAGGACAGUGCAGUCAGGUUCGGCAGAUUUAGGCGUAGCGGCAGGAAAAGCAGCGGCAGUGGUGCUGGGAGCGGUGGUGCUGUCGGCGCGGGUAAUUAUCAGCUGCACAGCUUUGGGAGGGACAAGGAGGCAUGCAAGUUUGGCGAGGCGGACGGGCGGUCGACUACUGUGACUUCUCGCAGUGACACUCUGAAGACUCCGGAUGACCUUUCGGUUCAGAAGGGCGGGAUUCUGGUCACGAAGAGCACACACAUGACCAUGUGGAGGGCAAGUGACGCUGAUGCUAGCAGUGAAGGGAUCCUGACUGGCAGUGAUGAGGAGGGUGGGAACCAGUACGAGACCUGGAGGAGAAAACAUGAGCAAGGACCUGGGAAGUUGGUGUGA
Molecule: messenger RNA, 972 nt
Organism: Diaporthe citri
Lineage: Eukaryota; Fungi; Ascomycota; Sordariomycetes; Diaporthales; Diaporthaceae
Exons: 4
Coding region: 1-972 (323 amino acids)
Source: RefSeq, a predicted model, not a curated record